Molecule: messenger RNA, 1097 nt
Organism: Folsomia candida
Lineage: Eukaryota; Metazoa; Arthropoda; Collembola; Entomobryomorpha; Isotomidae
Product: trypsin-1
Exons: 4
Coding region: 208-987 (259 amino acids)
Biological process (GO): proteolysis
Molecular function (GO): serine-type endopeptidase activity
Source: RefSeq, a predicted model, not a curated record
CACGUCAAUUGAGUAAUUAAUUUGAUGUGCCAAGAUAAGAAUAAUUGUACCCCAUCGAACAAUCCAAUCCACAAGUCGAUAUUACCCAUCUUACAUAAAUCCGGGCUUCCCAUUUUGGAUGAGUGGAGAUAAUUCUGGUAUAAAAUCGGACCCGAGGCAGCUUCUGGACAUCACAUCCUCCUCUUCUCUCCUCCAAUCACCACUACAAUGUUGAAGCUUGCUAUUGUCGCCCUCCUCGUCGCCUCCGCUGCUGCCCUUCCCAGGGUCAGCCGCAGAGUUCCCGGAGGUGGAAAGAUCGUCGGAGGUGAGGACGCCACCGUUGGUCAGUUCCCCUACCAGCUGUCAUUGCACUGGUUCGGAAGCCACAUUUGUGGUGCGUCCAUCAUCGGACCUAACCUCGCCAUCACCGCUGCUCACUGCGUCGAGGGUGACGUUCCCUCUUCCCUCCGCGUCAUUGCCGGCAAGCACCAGAGGACUGUGACCAGCCCGAACGAGCAAGGCCGAAACGUCGACCGCAUCCACGUCCACGAGCAAUACAACGGAAACACCUUCGUCAACGAUAUUGCCCUUUUGCACCUCGAGGCUGCCAACCCCUUCGUGUACAACGACUUUGUCGCCCAGAUUGCCCUCCCAACCUCUCAACAGCAGACGACCGGGGAUAUCAUUGUGUCCGGAUGGGGAGCCACCAGACAGGGCGGAGCCCUCGCCAACAUUCUCCAGUGGGUCCAACUCCCCACUAUUGCUGACGCCGCGUGCCAAGGAAUGUACCCGGAGGAGACCAUCGAAGCCCACAUGCUCUGCGCCGGCCUUCCCGAAGGAGGCAAGGACUCGUGCCAAGGAGAUUCUGGUGGCCCACUUGCUGCCGUCACUGGAGGAUAUUUGGCUGGUUUGGUCAGCUGGGGAUAUGGUUGCGCCCUCCCCAACAGGCCCGGAGUUAACACUGAGGUCAGCUACUUCAUCGACUGGAUCGCCGCUAGCCGAGCAUAAUUCCAAUCAACAUUGUCCACUCGUUCAACAAUUGAAUUCUUGUUUUCCCUUAUGUUUGUCUUUGAUGAUAAGCAGUUGGAAAAAUAAAUUUAAAUUUAUAAAUCUGUAAA